Neltuma alba is the source of this 573-nucleotide messenger RNA. RefSeq lists its product as uncharacterized. The transcript has a single exon. The record is from RefSeq and is a predicted model, not a curated record. Bases 1 to 573 code for a protein of 190 amino acids. NCBI's taxonomy places the organism in Eukaryota, Viridiplantae, Streptophyta, Magnoliopsida, Fabales, Fabaceae.
AUGACACUUCAAGCUGAAGCAAAUCCUACUGAUGAUAUGGAAGAAGGGUAUGGAGAUACUGAUGAAGUUUUAGCAGCAUCAAUUGGAAUAAGUGGAGGGUUUAAUUCAGUGACAUUCAAUGAAAAUAGUGGAUAUAGUGGGGGUAAUAUUGAUAUGAGGCAGAAAACCAAUCGUGGGGUUAGGACCACAAGUGGGGGUCGACCCACUAGCUCAUUGGGGGUUAGGAAAAAAGGUGAAACCAUGAAGAAGAAACCAUCUUUAGCUAUGAAAAUAGAAGAUGCAAUUAAUAGUAUAGUUGAAGCAAAUAACAUUGAUUCUCAGCGUGCAAAUGAUGUGAUUUCACGAGCACAAGUUAGAAGGCUAGAAGAAGAAGCACGUGCUUAUGAGACGUCAAUUAUGGGAGUCAUGACUCACCUUAAAACAAUUGAUGAAGUUUUCAAUGAUCUUGAUUUGUUUGCACGGUGCACACAACUCCUCAUGUACCGACCGGAGGCACAAGAAAUGUAUGCAGCUCUGGAGGAUAUGAGGGAACAACUUGUGACCUUUUUGAAACAUUCCACUAAGAAUUUAUGA